Molecule: messenger RNA, 3437 nt
Organism: Chelonia mydas (Green sea turtle)
Lineage: Eukaryota; Metazoa; Chordata; Testudines; Cheloniidae
Exons: 6
Coding region: 66-959 (297 amino acids)
Source: RefSeq, a predicted model, not a curated record
CAUUAGCUAGCAGGCGUCUGUCUGUCUCAAAGCAUCACCUAUUCAUUACUGAAGAAAGGCACAAGAUGUCCCACCACAUAGUUGGGAUGAUUCUAGUCUAUCUGCGGAUGGCUGCCUCGGAAGAAGGGGUACAAAUCCUGCAAAGCCCAGCACAGCUGUGGCUGACUUCUGGACAGACUGCAAAGCUGUACUGUAGAAUAUCAAAAGAAGAAUGGCGAGUUCUGUGGUACAAGGAACAACAGAAUGGAAGUUUACAUGGCAUUCAUCAGAGUUCUGAGUUUGAACCUUCAAAUGGAAAAUACUCAAGUAAAGUGAACAUUACGGCAAACACGUUUUCUCUACUUAUCAGUAACGUACAAAGAGAUGACUCAGGGGUUUAUUACUGUGGCCUCUCUACCUCUAUGUAUCUACAGCCCAACUUUGGGAAUGGGACCAGACUAAUUGUCACAGAUGCCUCCGAGCCGACUCUUUCCAUCCUGGUUCCCUCCAACCCAGAGGAUGCUGAGCUUCCCCCCAUCAUUCCUCUGCUCUGCCUGCUCUCUGAUUUCACUCCUCCCUGGAGUGCUGUUCUCUGGGACAUGGGUGAGGAGGUGUCUCAGGGUCUGAUGGAUGCUGGAGCCAUAGACGGGAAUGGGGUCUUUAGUGUUUGGAGCCUAAUGAUAAUCCCUUCUGAGACGUGGAACCAGGAGACGAUCUGCAAUUGCACAGCCAAGGAGAGCAGCACGGGGAGAAGCAUCAGUGCUACAGUCUCCAGGGAAACAGAGAGACAAGACGCUGGAGACUGUGGGAUUGUGUUCUACGCUGGGCUGCCCUGUAUUUUCAUCCUUCUCCUCAUCCAGCUGUUGAUCUUGCUCUGGAGAAAGUGCUCUAUCAGAGGGAGAGCUGUGCAAAGACAGAAGGAAAUACCUAUGAGGCAGAUCCCACAGACUGAAUAUGCAACUCUGACGUACAAUAACUGAAAUGCUCCUCAGUGACUGAUGUAGUCUCACAAAAGUGGUUUAUAUUUUUUAAAACAAGAAAUGCAAAAAGAAAUAAUGAAAGAGAAAGAGAGAAAUACGGAAAGUCUCAUGUUUGUAAUGUGCUAUGAUGUGAUGUGCGUUUGCCUGAAAUACAACCACUUUCAUAGUCAGUUCUCUGAACCCGCAGUCUCCAUUCUGCAAAAAAGCCGCAUGGGGUCAUUAGCGAUUUCCCUGCAGGUCCGUGCGGCAUUGAUUUUCCAUCUCAUGUCAAACAUGUCACUUCCUGCACCAUAGCCCCCUGUCACAGAAUUCACUCACCACAGGGCACCUCCUUCUGACUGCUCAUGGGAUUAGCUCCUCCUAAUUAACUCCUCCUUUCUCAACUGCAAACCUUAACACAAUGAUUAAUGCAAAACCUUUACCCACGAAAGACAAAAGAAGAAACUUGGCGAACAGCAUGAUUGUAACAAACAAUAGCCUGAAAGAUGAAAUCUAAAAGCUCACUUCUCGUACGCUGCUUAAGAGCAAAAGGUCCAACAUCCUGGUCAGCUCGGGUGACGAACGCCUCCUGAGGGGAUGUGCUGGGGAUCUGUUGCGGCAUUUGAUGAAAUAUGGAUAUAUUUUAAUGAUUCAGAAUAACAAAAUGAACACCAGGAAGUCACACAUUGUAGAAUGUGCAAGAGACAGUUCAACGCAAAACAACAUCUAGUGCAGAGACAGCACGUACCAGGGCUGUCUGACAGGUCAGACAACAGCAUACAAGAGUGGUUAAUGGUGCAAUUGUGUGGACAGCAUUGUACCUUCUGCCUAUUGCAAAUGAUUUUCCCAUGAGAUCAGCACCCACCAUUGGGGCCAGAAUUUUAAAGAGCCCAGUUUCCUAAAUAGGCUCCACACAAAUAAUAUGAUUUUCCAAGGGCUCAGCACCCAGCAGCCUCCACUGGCACUCUUAUGGCUGGAUUCCCAAGAGAUCAGUGUCCAUUGGGCGUGUAAUGCACCAAGAACUUGUACAAAUCUGGCCCUUCUUUAGGUGCCUAAUAGUACGUCUGCUCUGCAGCUGGCAGGGUAGUUCCCAGCCUGGGUAGACAGACUUGCUCAAACCACUGUGGUGAAAAUAGCAGUCUGGCCACAGCAGAAUGGCUAGUGGCUCAAGCCAGCUGUGCAAAUACGUCGGGCAUAACUGCACUCGGAGGUCAGCCUGAGCUCUCACCUGUGCCACCGUGGCCACACCGCUAUCCUUCAGUGCGCUACAUUGAGCAACUACCCUCCCAGCUGCAGUGUGGACGUACCCUAAAUGGGAGCUCGGCUCUUCUGAAAAUGUGGCCCCAACCGGGGGUGAUGAACACUUGAGAAAUGGCCUUCAGGAGCUAGCGCAUCUCCCUGCUGCCUCAGUAUUUUAUCCAUCACUGCAUCUUAUUGCUUGACAACAUCAUACUGAACGGUAAUUUGGGACCAGAUCCUCAGCUAAUGUAAAACAGCAUCGCUCCACUGACGCCAAUGAACUGAGGCUGAUUUACUCUAGUUGAGGAUCUGGCCCUUGGAGGACAUGAAGUGAAUCAUGAAUGCUCACAAUGUGGCUCCCUCAAGAAAUAAGACCAGGAAAUCCCUGUGGCUGAAUUUCCAGACUCUAGAACAGCUCAAGCUUAGUCACCUUCCUCCAAACUGUGCACUUUCUGAUCCUGCACAUCCCAAACUCCCAUUGAUUUAAGUGGAGUAGUGCUGGGUGCACAAGGAAUUCAAGAUCUGGCCUUGUUAACUCAGCAUUUGUGGAGCAGUAAGCUGCAUCGUGAGUGCACUGCAAACGCUUCAUGCAGCACGAUACACCAUGAUUAGUCCCCUGAUUGGUGUGGCUUUGAUACCUCUUAAUGUUGUUUGGCUCCUCAUUUAUAAUAACAAUUCUAGACUCAUCAUGAGUAGAUCCCAAUGUGCUUUACCAAGGAGGCAAGUAACGUUAUCUCAAUUUUACAGAUGGGGAAACUGAGGCACAUAGCGGUAAAGUCUCUCACCAAGAUAACCCAGCAGCAGAGCUGGGAACAGAACCCACGUCUCCAUCCAGUGCUCUAUCUACUAGAACAUGCUAUGUAGUGGAUAUUUAGUUACUGAUAUAAUUUCUCAACUUCUCUGGCUUGUGCCAGAACCUUUUGUUGAUUUCACGUGGCUGAAAAGUAAAUUCCAGUUGUUGUGGUUAUUUCAUGGACUGUUCUGCUUCAUCUUUGCUCUAACCGUCCACUGGCUACAGAUGAACAGAGGGCAGCAGCUUACACUUCCUUGGUUACCAAAAGCUAGGAGAGAGACCUGAGAAAGCAAUCAGCCCAAGCACUGUGCUAGCUGAACAAACGAAAAAAAAGUAGCAAAAUAAGUGGGCUGAAACUGACCACAGCGGCAAGUGCAGCUUUCCGAGCAACCCAUUCUGAUCUAUUUUUAAACGAUUGGCCCUUUACAGCAAACAUGGCUGUUUGUCCGUAGCCUGUGGUUUUAUAA